This is a messenger RNA of Fragaria vesca subsp. vesca, 753 nucleotides long. RefSeq lists its product as uncharacterized. NCBI's taxonomy places the organism in Eukaryota, Viridiplantae, Streptophyta, Magnoliopsida, Rosales, Rosaceae. Gene Ontology annotation, cellular component: chloroplast. The coding region runs from base 1 to 753 and encodes 250 amino acids. The transcript is spliced from 7 exons. The record is from RefSeq and is a predicted model, not a curated record.
AUGGCCAUUCUUCUCCUCUCCCUCCCUCCCCACCCAUCAAACCCAAAACCCAAAAUCUCAAACCCCACAACCCCAAAACUCACUUCAAAGCUUUGCAUCACCAACAACACACCCACCUCCAGAAGAGACUUAAUCCUCAAGACCACUUCCAUCUUCCUCAUUUCUUUGAUUCCUCAACAAUACCCAAUUGCCCAUUCUUCAACAGAAGCUUCACCUCCCCAAAAAUCAAUUCUUUCUGGCAUUGCCAACACCAAGAGUUGGUUCCAGUUUUAUGGUGAUGGGUUUUCCAUUAGAGUCCCUCCUCAAUUUGAGGACAUUAUGGAGCCUGAGGAUUACAAUGCUGGAUUGUCCCUUUAUGGAGAUAAGGCAAAGCCCAAGAUCUUUUCGGCACGUUUUGCAUCUUCUGAUGGAUCUGAGGUACUGAAUGUUGUUAUUAAGCCUUCCAACCAGUUCAAGAUCACUUUUCUGGAGGCCAAAGACAUAACCGAUUUAGGCUCCUUGAAGGAGGUGGCGAAAAUCUUUGUUCCAUUUGGAUCAACUUUAUACUCUGCCCGAACACUAAAAAUAAAGGAAGAAGAAGGUUUUAGGACUUAUUAUUUCUACGAGUUUGGUAGAGAAGGACAGCAUGCAGCACUAGUAGCUGCUGUUAGCAGCGGAAGGACAUAUAUUGCUGGAGCAACUGCUCCAGAGUCCAAGUGGGAUGAGGACGGCGUGAAGCUUCGCUCCGCUGCUGUAUCUAUGACUGUUUUAUAG